CUCCCAAAGACUGCGGACGGCUUACGAAUCAACGCGUCCGGUCGGCGAUCAUCCUCUUUUCCGUUUCUUUUUACCUUGGUCAUUAUACAACUGUUUGUUAGCAUGCAUCACUCUCAGCACUUUUCCCUCGUGGUUCUCCUCCUACUACUCGUUUUCCAAGCACCCCCAGUAGCUGCGCAAGCAACGACGCUACCCUCGCCACGUAUCUUGAACAUUGGCUGGGCCCUCUUUACUACACUUCUCCUAGGCGGGACAUGUAUUAUUGCGUUCUUGAUCAGUAGUGCAUUUGCUAAAACGUCGAGCGGGAAUGUUUCACGGACAUCUAUCGUCACGCUUGUCUCUGCCACUGUAUUUGGGGUAGUCGUUCUGACUUUGAGAUAUCUGCCAAAGGUUCCUGUGGGUUACGUGGUGCAGGAGGCUGAAGUGGUAGAUAAGACGUAUCACGCACGGAUUGCCUUUGCCGUCCUGUCAACCAUAUUUUCAGUUGUUUCUGCUGGCUGUAGCGCCGCAUUCUAUGCCUUUAGCCCAAUAUACGCCAGGCCCGCUGAUGAUGAGUAGCAUUAGGCACGCUGAUACUGUGAAAGUGCAAACGAUGACGUUUUUUAUUCAUGUCUGAAAAGAAAGUGUAUAUAAUGAAAACGCACCCUCGCUUCCCCAUCACUAGAUAGGAAAGCCCGUCUAUCGCC
Messenger RNA from Spizellomyces punctatus DAOM BR117, 686 nucleotides. RefSeq lists its product as uncharacterized. The record is from RefSeq and is a predicted model, not a curated record. NCBI's taxonomy places the organism in Eukaryota, Fungi, Chytridiomycota, Chytridiomycetes, Spizellomycetales, Spizellomycetaceae. The transcript is spliced from 3 exons. Bases 103 to 558 code for a protein of 151 amino acids.